AUGUUUAAGAAAGCCGUGAAAGAACAUCCGGCGGCCACGUCUAAGCCCCUCCAGUCCAAUCUCCUUCGUACAAACUCCAUUGUCUCAUCCAACCCUUUGCCACCCCAAUCUGCCGGGAUCAAACGAAAAAUCGAGAUGACCACUGCAGAGUCCGCACUGGGUUCUCUCCAUAGCGCCGUCUACUUUGAUGAAAACGACUUUGAUGAUGACCUAGAUCUCGACAUAGACGAACCCAUGCCAUUCACCUAUACGGCACCAAAUACUUCGAGUGAAUUGAAGCCAGACACAAUUUCAUACCCAGUCAUCGAUCUGACUGGUAACAAGCCUUCAGAUAUCACGUACCCGGAACUGCCACCGGCCUCACAUGAGAUAGCUCCUCCAAGUAGUAUUCCAAUCCCAUGGUCAUCUUCUCCGCCGUCCCAUCGUCAGCCUCCCAAACCACAGCCAAAACCGCGCAAUCUACCAUGGGCGAUCGAAGAAAAGGAGGAGUCAAGUCGUGAAAAGAAGAUCAGUACAGCCACAACUAAGCGUCCGAAGCCAUCUGACCUUUGGAACAAGACUGAGAGUGCGAUCAAGGAAGGUCAAAAAGAGCUUAGGCAGGAAUAUAAGAAAAAUCAAAAAGGAGGCGCCCCUGUGAAACGAUUCGAGGAGGAGAAGGUUCAUAAGAUUUUCCUUAGUGACGAGCAGAACAAUGUUCUCGACAUGGUUGUCGAUGGUGGAAAGAGCAUCUUCUUCACUGGUUCGGCAGGUACGGGAAAAUCGGUUCUGAUGAGGGAGAUCAUCAAGAAGCUUCGAAAUAAGUUCAGACGGGAACCAGAUCGGAUUGCAGUGACAGCAUCCACAGGUCUUGCAGCGUGUAAUAUAGAAGGUGUCACCCUUCACAGUUUUGCUGGUAUUGGUCUCGGUAAAGAGCCUGUGCCAGAACUGGUUAAAAAGAUCAAAAAGAACCAGAAAGCACGAAACAGAUGGCUGCGCACCAAGGUUCUUGUGGUUGAUGAAGUUUCCAUGGUCGACGGUGACUUGUUCGACAAGCUCGAAGAGAUUGCUAGGCGUAUUCGAAACAAUGGCCGCGCUUUCGGUGGUAUUCAACUCGUGGUGACUGGUGAUUUCUUCCAGCUGCCGCCUGUUCCAGAUGGAAGUAACCGCGAGGCAAAGUUUUCGUUUGCCGCGCAUAGCUGGCCCACUUCUAUUCACCACACCAUUCUUUUAACGCAUGUCUUCCGUCAACGAGAUCCUGAAUUUGCAGGAAUGUUGAACGACCUGAGACUGGGCAUCAUCACCCCAAAGACGAACGAAGCCUUCAGAAAGCUUUCCCGCCCACUUAAUUUCCACGAUGCGCUAGAGGCCACCGAACUGUUUCCAACUCGUAAUGAAGUGGAGAAUGCCAAUUCUGCUCGCAUGAGCCGCCUGUCUGGAGAAAUGAUGACAUUCAAUGCAGUGGACUCGGGAACCAUCCAGGACCCUGUACACCGUGAAAGACUGCUAGCAAACUGCAUGGCUCCGCCAAUGAUUAAUCUCAAGAAGGGUGCACAGGUGAUGUUGAUCAAGAACAUGGAGGAGACUCUUGUGAAUGGCUCCAUCGGACGAGUUGUUGCGUUUAUGGACGAGGGCACCUUCGAGACAUACCGCAUGAAGGAAGACGAAUUUGCAACAGACGAGGCCGACAUAGAUAAUGAUGACAGCAUAGAACGCGCACGAAAGAAGCUCAAGGCUAUGGCCCACACCCCAGGUGGAGUGACAGUGACGCGAAAGUGGCCGCUGGUAUGCUUCGUCCAGCCUGAUGGAACUGAAAGACAUCUACUCUGCCAGCCAGAAGCUUGGAAAAUAGAACUUCCCAACGGUGAAGUGCAAGCUCAGCGCCAGCAAGUGCCGUUGAUUCUGGCCUGGGCCCUGUCAAUCCAUAAGGCUCAAGGCCAAACCCUUCAACGAGUUAAAGUCAAUCUGGGCCGAGUCUUUGAAAAGGGACAGGCUUAUGUGGCUCUGAGUCGAGCAACUUCUCAGGCUGGUUUGCAGGUUACUGGGUUUGAGCCACGAAAGGUGAUGGUACACCCGAAAGUGAUAGAGUUCUAUAAAAACCUUGUGUCGGUCAACCAAGUCCUGAAGCCUAAGAAAACCAAGGCUAGUAAGACUGUGGAUGAUUUCGAUGAUGACUGUUUUGAUUGA
Molecule: messenger RNA, 2163 nt
Organism: Penicillium taxi
Lineage: Eukaryota; Fungi; Ascomycota; Eurotiomycetes; Eurotiales; Aspergillaceae
Product: DEAD/DEAH box helicase
Exons: 3
Coding region: 1-2163 (720 amino acids)
Biological process (GO): DNA repair; telomere maintenance
Molecular function (GO): DNA helicase activity; ATP hydrolysis activity
Source: RefSeq, a predicted model, not a curated record